This is a messenger RNA of Sorghum bicolor (sorghum), 1640 nucleotides long. RefSeq names its product putative serpin-Z12. Bases 1 to 1527 code for a protein of 508 amino acids. The transcript has 2 exons. NCBI's taxonomy places the organism in Eukaryota, Viridiplantae, Streptophyta, Magnoliopsida, Poales, Poaceae. Gene Ontology annotation, molecular function: serine-type endopeptidase inhibitor activity. The record is from RefSeq and is a predicted model, not a curated record.
AUGAGCUCGUGCCACCCGACUGGCUCGCGAAACACCAGCUCGUCGUGGCGCCAAGACGACCACGCCGCUCCGACGCACGACGGCACCGACGAUGGCCAUUCUCCACAGCCGUUUCCCGCUCCAAGCGUCACAGCAGCCAUUGCGAGGUACCUUGCCUCCCAGCCGACCCAGCACAUCUCCCAGCAGCCAUCUCCUCCUCGCUGGCACAAGCACAACUACACGCCGCUGCAACAAUGGCCGCCGCACCGUGCUGCGCCGGCCGGCCCCUGGCAGUGGGCGUCCAGUACGUUUGCGCCGCCGAACGUGACGGUCGUCGUCCCAGCAGGCGAGACCCCUGCGCCCGGCGGCGCGUGUGUGGCGGGCGACGACGACGCGACCGGCUGCCUGCGCUUGGCGAGGUGCGUCGGGCGCAAGGCAGCCGGCGAGGGACGCAACUUCAUGCUCUCGCCGCUGUCGCUCCACGCGGCGCUCGCGCUGGUGGCCGCGGGCGCGAACGGCGAGACGCAGGCGGAGCUGCUGCGCUUCCUAGGGUCGGCGUCACUCGACGAGCUGCGGCGCGCCGCGGUGACGAGGCUGGUCGUCGCCGCGCUGCGCGGCAUCCCGCAGACGUCCUUCGCGUGCGGCGUCUGGGUGGACCGGCGGUGCCCGCUCAGGGAGGAGUUCGCGGACGUCGCCGGUGCCGUCUACGCCGCCGUCGCGGAAUCCGUGGACUUCGUGUCACAGGCCGAGGAGGCGAGGCAGCGCAUCAACGACUUCGUGAACGUGAAGGACGCGACGAAAGGGCUCAUCGGCGCCGUCCUCCCUCCCGGAUCCGUCGGCCCGUCCACGGUGGCCGUGCUUGCCAACGCUCUCUACUUCAAGGGGUCAUGGGCUCAGCCGUUCGACACGUCAAGGACCUUCGACGCGCCGUUCCAUCUCCCCGGCGGCGCCACCGUGCGCGCGCCGUUCAUGACGACGAGCAGCAGGUUUGAGCAGCACUACGUCGCCGUGUUCCCUGGUUUCAGGGCCCUCAAGCUGCCCUACAGCUGCAAGAGCGGCGACCAGUGGCACCAGGCCGCGUACUUCUACAUGCUCCUGCUCCUCCCAGACGACGACCACGGCCUCGGAGAUGUCUACGACAAGGCCGUCUCGACGCCGGGGUUCAUCAGGAAGCACACGCCAGUGGGCAAGGUCCCGGUCGGGCGGCUCAUGGUCCCAAAGUUCAAGUUCACGUUCGAUUUCGAGGCGCGCGAGGAGAUGCAGAGGCUGGGUGUCAUCAGAGCCUUUGGAGGUGGCGACUUCUCCGGAAUGUUCGCCGGCGGAGGAGGUGGGGCUUUCGUCGCGGGAGUGUACCAUAAGGCCACCGUCGAGGUGGACGAGGAGGGCACAGUGGCAGCCGCGGCCACGGCCGUGUCCUUUUGCUUGAGCGGGAGCGCCAUCCCGCCGGUGGAUUUCGUGGCGGACCGGCCCUUCUUGUUCGCCGUCGUGGAGGAGAGGAGCAGCGCCGUGCUCUUCUUUGGCCAUGUGGUGAAUCCAAUAGCGGAGUGAUCCGCCCACACGCAGGCCGCAGCUACAGAGGUCACCGGAAGGCUAGUGCUGUAAAUUGUUACUCCGUUAUUCCAAAAAUCUUGAAAAAUCAAAACAUUUUCAAAUUUGAUUAA